Anopheles funestus (African malaria mosquito) is the source of this 942-nucleotide messenger RNA. RefSeq names its product superoxide dismutase [Cu-Zn]. Gene Ontology annotation, molecular function: copper ion binding; superoxide dismutase activity. Bases 227 to 898 code for a protein of 223 amino acids. The record is from RefSeq and is a predicted model, not a curated record. Gene Ontology annotation, biological process: removal of superoxide radicals. The transcript has 3 exons. NCBI's taxonomy places the organism in Eukaryota, Metazoa, Arthropoda, Insecta, Diptera, Culicidae.
GCGGAACGACCUUUCUAGCUUCGGAACGUUGCAAGUGCUGAUGCACCUUCAACGAGGCUUCUCCCAUCACACGAUGCGUUCUAAUCACAAUAAAUCUUACCUCCAACGGUUCGGGACCGAUUAGUUGUGAACAAGUAGCGAAUGUGAGUGUAUCUUCCGGAGAGGUAGUUCCGACUGGUUCCUUUCAACGUACACCGUGCAGGAAAGCUAUCCUACAGAACGAACCAUGUUGUGGUCGGCGACAGUGAGGAUGUUAGCGUUUGGCGUUGCAUUUUGUGGACUGUAUUUGGUCGCAGGUCAAGCCACGAUCGUUGGCCGGCUUACGGAUGAUGUGGAAUUUAUCGAUCCAACAGUUGGACUUGGACCGGGUGGUACCGCCAGUGGCAUUCCGCUUGGACCGGGAGGAUUCCGUGGAUUUGAGAUACUACCCCGACCGGAACCCUCGUGGAAGGCAGGCGCAACACUGGUUGCGGACAAUCCGGAGCAGCAGAUCAUGGGAACGAUUUCCUUCCGCCAGUGGGCCCCAGGUCACGUCCAGACGGCGAUCAAUGCUACCGGGCUGCCGGUGGGGAAGCACGCGGUCCAUGUGCACGCGUUCGGUGAUAUGCGCGAGGGAUGCAAAUCGACCGGACCACACUUUCGCAGCAGUAUUCUUGGCAACAUCGAGGUAAAGGAUGACGGUAACGCGAUGAUCGACUUCCAUAGCCCGUACAUUAAUCUGUUCGGGUUUGCCGGCAUCGUGGGCCGCUCGAUCGUGAUACACGAGAAACCGUCCGAGAUCUACCGGUUUCCGGAUUUGUCCAUCAACAACCCGAUAUCGUUCCAGGGUGAGGAGGAUACGGUCGGUGCGCGGAUUGCUUGCGGUCUUAUUACGAUUCUUGAUAACGUCGCACCUUAGAGGAGCUUAAAAUAAAAUUAAAUAUUGUUAAUGUUUUGAGAAAA